AUGAGCCUCUCCAUGAGAGAUCCGGUCAUUCCUGGGACAAGCAUGGCCUACCAUCCGUUCCUACCUCACCGGGCGCCGGACUUCGCCAUGAGCGCGGUGCUGGGCCACCAGCCGCCCUUCUUCCCCGCGCUGACGCUGCCUCCCAACGGCGCGGCGGCGCUCUCGCUGCCGGGCGCCCUGGCCAAGCCCAUCAUGGAUCAGUUGGUGGGGGCGGCCGAGACCGGCAUCCCUUUCUCGUCCCUGGGGCCCCAGACACAUCUGAGGCCUCUGAAGACCAUGGAGCCAGAAGAAGAAGUGGAGGAUGACCCCAAGGUGCACCUCGAGGCCAAAGAGCUUUGGGAUCAGUUCCACAAGCGUGGCACGGAGAUGGUCAUUACCAAGUCGGGAAGGCGAAUGUUUCCUCCAUUUAAAGUAAGGUGUUCCGGGCUGGAUAAAAAAGCCAAAUAUAUUUUGUUGAUGGACAUUAUCGCUGCUGAUGACUGUCGGUAUAAAUUUCACAAUUCUCGGUGGAUGGUGGCGGGAAAAGCUGACCCCGAAAUGCCGAAGAGAAUGUACAUUCAUCCCGACAGCCCCGCUACAGGGGAACAGUGGAUGUCCAAAGUUGUCACUUUCCACAAACUGAAACUCACCAACAACAUUUCGGACAAGCACGGAUUUACUUUGGCCUUCCCAAGUGAUCAAGCAACGUGGCAGGGGAAUUAUAGUUUUGGUACUCAGACUAUAUUGAACUCCAUGCAUAAAUACCAGCCCCGGUUCCACAUUGUGAGAGCCAAUGACAUCUUAAAACUUCCUUAUAGUACUUUUCGGACGUACUUGUUCCCCGAAACCGAAUUCAUCGCAGUGACCGCAUACCAGAAUGAUAAGAUAACUCAGUUAAAAAUAGACAACAACCCUUUUGCAAAAGGUUUCCGCGACACUGGAAAUGGCAGGAGAGAAAAAAGAAAGCAGCUCACCCUGCAGUCCAUGAGGGUGUUCGAUGACAGACACAAAAAGGAGAAUGGCACCUCGGAUGAGUCCUCCAGCGAACAGGCCGCCUUCAACUGCUUCGCCCAGUCGUCCUCUCCGGCUGUCUCCACCGUAGGGACAUCCAACCUCAAAGAUCUGUGUCCCAGCGAGGGUGAGAGCGACGCCGAGGCAGAAAGCAAAGAGGAGCACGGCCCGGAGGCUUGCGACGCGGCCAAGAUCUCCACCACCACGUCGGAGGAUCCGUGCCGGGACAAGGGCAGCCCGGCGGUCAAGGCGCACCUCUUCGCGGCCGAGCCCGGCGGCCGGCCCCGGGACAGCGGGCGGCUGGACAAGGCGUCGCCCGACUCGCGCCACAGCCCGGCCACCAUCUCGUCCAGCACCCGCGGCCUGGGAGCCGACGAGCGCCGGAGCCCGGGCCGCGAGGGCGCGGCCACGUCCAAGGCCGAGGAGGCGCGCGCGCUGCCGGGCAAGGAGGCGUUCGCGCCGCUCACCGUGCAGACGGACGCGGCCGCCGCGCACCUGAGCCAGGGCCCCCUGCCCGGCCUCGGCUUCGCCCCCAGCCUGGCCGGCCAGCAGUUCUUCAACGGGCACCCGCUCUUCCUGCACCCCGGCCAGUUCGCCAUGGGGGGCGCCUUCUCCAGCAUGGCAGCCGGCAUGGGGCCCCUGCUGGCCACCGUGUCCGGGGCCUCCACCGGCGUCUCGGGCCUGGAUUCCACGGCCAUGGCCUCGGCCGCCGCGGCGCAGGGACUGUCGGGGGCGUCCGCGGCCACCCUGCCCUUCCACCUCCAGCAGCACGUCCUGGCCUCUCAGGGCCUGGCCAUGUCGCCUUUCGGAAGCCUGUUCCCUUAUCCCUACACGUACAUGGCGGCCGCCGCGGCCGCCUCCUCGGCGGCAGCCUCCAGCUCUGUGCACCGCCACCCGUUCCUGAACCUGAACACCAUGCGCCCGCGGCUGCGCUACAGCCCCUACUCCAUCCCCGUGCCAGUGCCGGACAGCGGCAGCCUGCUCACCACCGCCCUGCCGUCCAUGGCCGCGGCCGCGGGGCCCCUCGACAGCAAGGCCGCCGCCCUGGCCGCCAGCCCGGCCUCGGUGCCCGUGGACUCGGGCUCGGAACUCAACAGCCGCUCCUCCACGCUCUCCUCCAGCUCCGUGUCCUUGUCGCCCAAACUCUGCCCGGAGAAGGAGGCGGCCACCAGCGAACUGCAGAACAUCCAGCGGCUGGUCAGCGGCCUGGAAGCCAAGCCCGACAGGUCCCGCAGCGCAUCCCCCUAAACCCCUCCCCAGAAAAGUCUCUUCAUUCCAGUCCAGUCCAGUCCAGUCUGCAGUGCACUUUGUUGGAUGUCAAAUAAACCACGGGCAUGCAGUGAGGUCAGCCUUUCUUUGUGCAGCCCUGUCUGGGAAGGGGUGCCGUACUCCCUGGAGAGAAUAUGCUAGAAACAGGCCCUGUCUUCUUGGCGUGGUUUAUACAUCCGGGAUCUGGCUCAGAAACGUCGGUUGCAUUGAGCUCUUGGGGGUGGGAAUUAAAGCCUUGGCGGCCAGAGUACCUCCUUUGAGGCUGCUCUGGAAGCUGUGGGAAGAUCAAGGCGGCCAGGCCCCAGGAAGGGAGGUGUUGAAAAGCACCCCCUACCCCCAGUGCAGAUUUAUAUAUAUUUUUUCCUUCACCGUGUCAAGUGGAAACACAAAAUUGAAAAAAAAAAAUACCGGCGACAAAUGGAUAUGUUAACAUGAUUCUGUUUAUGAAGAUUAAGAACUUUCUAGUGACCUGCGUAUCAGUUCUAAAUACAUUACUGGGCAGCAUUGUUUGGUGAGGGAAGUCCCUACCAUCCUUGUUUAGUCUCUAUUAAGGAAAUCUGUGUGUUUUUAAUAUUCUUGUGAUGUUUUAAGAGCUGUAGGUCUCUUCUUGCAUGUUCCACAGUCAUGUAUUUGUGGGUUUUAUUUUUGAAUGCUUGCUUUUAGAGAGAAAAGAACAUGACCCCUCACCCUUUUCUCCACAACCCCAAGGGGGAUGAUUUAAAGGGAAGGGGUGGGGAAAACACGAAAAAUGAAUUUAUUUUAUCUAAGCUCUGUAGCAGGAUUCAUGUUGUCUCUCUGGCAGUUCUUUCUCUUUCCUGUAUAUGCAAUAACAAGGUUUUAAAAAAAAUAAUAAAGAAGAAGCGAGACUAUUAGACAAAGUAUUUAUGUAAUUAUUUGAUAACUCUUGUAAAUAGGUGGAAUAUGAAUGCUCGGAAAAUUAAACUUUAAUUUAUUGACAUUGUACAUAGCUCUAUGUAAAUAGGAUUGCAGCUGUCAGGUUUUGUGGUUUUGUUUUCCUAUAGUCAGUUUUAUUUCAAGGUCACAGGAUCGCUUUUAAAAGUAGGAAACACACUUUCUGCACCGACACCAACACACUUUUCAAAAGAGUUGUCUGCACAGAAAUUUUUUUUUUCUUUUUUAAUAUCCAAAAAUUGGGAAAAGUGCUAUUGCCUAUUGUAGCGAAAAUUGGGGGAAGUGGUGCCCCUUCCCAGCCCCACCUGAAAUUCCUGAGUGGUUCUGAGAUUGCUUGGGGGGUUGGGGGUGGGGAGUGCAGAGGCUGUGGUUUGUCUAAUUUUUCUUUUCGUAUUUGUAUUUGCUAGUCUCUGAUUUCUUCAAAACAAAGUGGAAUUGACUACUUACUGUCUUCAGUGUUGAUGGUGUUUUGAAAUGGUGCCUAUAGAGAUAUAUAUUCACAGUUCCAAAGUCAGGUGCUGAGAGCUGGUUUAAAGACAAAAAUUCAUGAAGGUAUAUUUUGUGUUAUAAUUGUUGAUGAGUUCUUUGGUUUUCUGUAUUCCCCCCCCCCUUAAAAAUAUCAUUGAAAUUUCAAUAAAUUUUUAUUGA
Hippopotamus amphibius kiboko is the source of this 3819-nucleotide messenger RNA. RefSeq names its product T-box transcription factor 3 (gene TBX3). Gene Ontology annotation, cellular component: nucleus. The transcript is spliced from 8 exons. Gene Ontology annotation, molecular function: RNA polymerase II cis-regulatory region sequence-specific DNA binding; DNA-binding transcription factor activity, RNA polymerase II-specific. NCBI's taxonomy places the organism in Eukaryota, Metazoa, Chordata, Mammalia, Artiodactyla, Hippopotamidae. The record is from RefSeq and is a predicted model, not a curated record. Bases 1 to 2238 code for a protein of 745 amino acids. Gene Ontology annotation, biological process: positive regulation of DNA-templated transcription; regulation of transcription by RNA polymerase II; positive regulation of cell population proliferation.